This is a messenger RNA of Choloepus didactylus (southern two-toed sloth), 5952 nucleotides long. It is a transcript of the gene PTPRC, whose product is annotated as protein tyrosine phosphatase receptor type C. The record is from RefSeq and is a predicted model, not a curated record. The coding region runs from base 202 to 4101 and encodes 1299 amino acids. Gene Ontology annotation, biological process: protein dephosphorylation; positive regulation of peptidyl-tyrosine phosphorylation; negative regulation of protein kinase activity. NCBI's taxonomy places the organism in Eukaryota, Metazoa, Chordata, Mammalia, Pilosa, Megalonychidae. The transcript is spliced from 32 exons. Gene Ontology annotation, molecular function: protein tyrosine phosphatase activity; protein binding.
UUUUGACUUCCUGCAAAGAGGACCCUUUACAGUAUUUUUGGAGAAGUUGGUAAAACCGAAUCUGACAUCAUCACCUAGUACAUGAAGCUAGCAAGUGGUUUGUUCUUAGGGUAACAGAGGAGGAAAUUGCUCCCUGUCUGAUAAGACAAUAGUGAAGAAAGAACGCAUGCUGUUUCAUAAGGCUACGGCUGAUUUCCAGAUAUGACCAUGUAUUUGUGGCUUAAACUUUUGGUGUUUGGCUUUGCCUUUCUGGAUGCAGAGGUGUUUGCUAUGGGACUGGCCACAACAGAAAAGCCCAGUGCCCUGACUUCAAGUGACCCCUUAUCUGCUCGCACCACUGCAUUCUCACCCACAAGCAUCUCUGAAAGAAAACAUGACUUCACAGAGACUUCACCUCCUCUCAGUUCAGUCAAUACUUCAAGCGAAGUAUUCCAGGACUCUUUCAAUAAAGCUACUGCCCCUGACAAGACAGGUGUAACUUCAACGCCGGGGCCUCACCUUCUCACGCACGCAGACUCGCAGGCGCCCUCUGCCGUAUCUGCCAAUCAGACACCCACCAGCAAGGCUGGUCUUACCGCACUCACCCCUGCUCCUGGCAGGAAUGACACAUCAGAUGUUCCGGGAGGGAGGAACAUAUCUACCACCAUUCCUGCAGACACAGGGUUCCCAUCAGCACCCACCCCCAGCCCUGCAUACAGCAGCUCUGCUGCCUUACCUCCACGCACCUCCAACACCACCACCACCGAUAACUCCUCAGAUUCCAACCAUACGACCAUUCUACCAGCCUCUCUGAAAACCUCAACAGACAUUACCACUCCAGCCAUUUCCACAGCAGCUCCUACUACACCUUAUAAGCCAAGAUGUGAUGAAAAAUAUGCAAAUAUCCCUGUGGUCUACUUAUAUGACAAUGCAACUAAAUUGUUUAAUGCCAGACUGGAGAUUAAUGAUACAGUGAAUUGUGUGAAUCAUAAAUGCGAAGAUAUUCUUCAUAACCUAAGAGAAUGCACAAAUCACUGGGUUGAGAUAACCCAUGAUUCAUGUGUUCCUCCAUAUAAAAAUGUAACAUUAGAUGUACCACCAGAUCCUGAAAAUUUUGAGUUAAAUGACUGUACCGAAGAUGUGAAAGCAAAUACUUCCAUUUGUUUAAUUUGGAAAAUAAAUAAAACAUUUUCUUGUGAUGAACAUAAAAUUAGAUAUGAAUUUAAACAUGAUCAUUCAACAGUUUCAGAGCAAAAGAUUGAAAUUGGAAGUCUUAAACCUGAACAUAACUAUACUUUCUAUUCCAAAAUAUUGUAUAAUGGACAGGAAUUUGUUCAUAAAGAAAGAAUUAUUAAAACAGAUUUUGGGAUUCCAGACAAGCCUCUGUCUCUUACACGUGGAAAUGAAUCGAGUCCUUAUCAACUAGUAAUAAACUGGACACCUCCUCAAAGUUUUUUUAGUAAAUUUAUUUUUUGUUACACGGACAACUCAGAAAUCUGUAAGCAUCUGGAUAAAACCCAAACCCAGUACGUUGUGCAAAAAUUGAAACCUUAUACAAAAUAUAGUGUGUCAUUACAAGCUGAAACCAUUGGAAAAGUGCUACGUACUGGAGAGAAAAUGACAAAAGUAUUUCAAACAGAAAUAGCAGUUCCAAGCAGUGUUCAGAACACAGUUGUCUCCCUUCAUGAUUCAGAUAAUAGUGUGCUUGUGGUGUGUAAGGCUCCGAGUGAAGCUAAUGGCCCUGGCAUACAGUACCACCUGGAGGUCAAAAAUGGAGAUGAACUCAUUAGAAAUGAGUCAAAAGAAGAAUGCCGGUUCUUUGUAUCAGAUCUUCAAUAUUCAACACGAUAUGCAUUUGAGGUCUAUUUUUACAAUGGGAAAUAUAGUGGACCUAGAGUUAUUAUUCAUCAAGCAACAUCUUAUAAUACUAAAGCACUGAUUAUAUUUCUGGCAUUUCUGAUUAUUAUGACAUCAAUAGCCCUGCUUGUUGUUCUCUAUAAAAUCUAUGAUCUUCAUAAGAAGAGAUCCAGUGAUUUAGAUGAACAGCAGGAACUUGUUGAAAGGGAUGAUGAAAAACAACUGAUGAAUGUGGAGCCAAUCCAUGCUGACAAUUUGUUGGAAACUUAUAAGAGAAAGAUUGCUGAUGAAGGAAGACUUUUUCUGGCUGAAUUUCAGAGCAUUCCACGGGUGUUUAGCAAGUUUUCUAUCAAGGAUGCUCGAAAGUCUUUUAACCAGAAUAAAAAUCGUUAUGUUGACAUCCUUCCUUAUGAUUACAACCGUGUUGAACUCUCUGAGAUAAAUGGAGAUGCAGGGUCAAACUAUAUAAAUGCCAGCUACAUUGAUGGUUUCAAAGAACCUAGGAAAUACAUUGCUGCACAAGGUCCCAGGGAUGAAACUGUUGAUGAUUUCUGGAGGAUGAUCUGGGAACAGAAAGCCACAGUUAUUGUCAUGGUCACUAAAUGUGAAGAAGGAAACAGGAACAAGUGUGCAGAAUACUGGCCAUCGUUGGAAGAAGGCACUCGAGCUUUCGGAGAUGUUGUUGUAAAGAUCAAUGAACACAAAAAAUGCCCGGACUAUAUCAUUCAGAAAAUGAAUAUUACAAAUAAAAAAGAAAAGGCAACUGGAAGGGAAGUGACUCACAUUCAGUUCACCAGCUGGCCAGACCACGGCGUGCCUGACGAUCCUCACCUGCUCCUCAAGCUGCGACGGAGAGUGAACGCUUUCAGCAACUUCUUCAGUGGCCCCAUCGUCGUGCACUGCAGUGCUGGUGUUGGACGUACAGGCACCUAUAUUGGAAUUGAUGCCAUGCUGGAAGGCCUGGAGGCAGAGACCAAAGUGGAUGUUUAUGGCUAUGUCGUCAAGCUUCGCCGGCAGAGAUGUCUCAUGGUUCAAGUGGAGGCACAGUACAUCUUGAUCCAUCAGGCUUUGGUGGAAUACAAUCAGUUUGGGGAAACAGAAGUAAGCUUGCCUGAAUUGCAUCCAUAUCUAUAUAACUUGAAGAAAAGAGAUCCUCCCAGUGAGCCAUCUCCACUAGAGGCUGAAUUCCAGAGACUUCCUUCAUAUCGGAGCUGGAGGACCCAACAUGUUGGAAAUCAAGAAGAAAACAAAAAUAAAAACAGGAAUUCUAAUGUCAUUCCAUAUGACUUUAACAGAGUGCAACUUAAAUAUGAACUAGAAAUGAGCAAAGAGAGUGAGCAUGAUUCAGAUGAAACGUCAGAUGAUGACAGUGAUACAGAAGAAACAAGCAAAUACAUCAAUGCAUCUUUUAUAAUGAGUUACUGGAAACCUGAAGUAAUGAUUGCUGCUCAGGGACCAUUGAAAGAGACCAUUAAUGACUUUUGGCAGAUGAUAUUCCAAAGAAAAGUAAAAGUUAUUGUUAUGCUGUCAGAGUUGACGAAUGGAGACCAGGAAAUCUGUGCUCAGUACUGGGGAGAAGGAAAGCAAACAUAUGGAGAUGUAGAAGUUGAUCUGAAAGACACAAACAAAUCUGCGGCUUAUACGAUCCGUGUAUUUGAACUGAGACAUUCCAAGAGGAAAGAUCCUCGAACUGUUUACCAGUAUCAGUAUAACACCUGGAGUGUGGAAGAACUUCCUGCAAAACCCCAAGAAAUAAUCUCUAUGAUUCAAAGCCUCAAACAAAAACUUCCCAAGAAGAUUUCUGCUGAAGGGAAUAAGUACCACAAGAGUGUGCCUCUCCUCAUUCACUGCAGAGAUGGAUCUCAACAAACAGGAGUAUUUUGUGCUUUGUUAAAUCUCUUGGAAAGUGCAGAAACAGAGGAGGUGGUAGAUGUUUUUCAGGUGGUAAAAUCUCUACGCAAAGCAAGGCCAGGAAUGGUUUCUUCAUUUGAACAAUACCAGUUCCUAUAUGACAUCAUUGCCAGCACCUACCCUGCCCAGAAUGGACAAGUAAAGAAAUACAGCAAUCAAGAAGAUAAAAUUGAAUUUGAUAAUGAAGUGGACAAAUCAAAUCCAGGUGCUAAUUGUGUUAGUUCCUGUGGUGCCCUAGAUGAGAUCAAUGAAGGAAAUAAAGAGGCUCAAGUUUCUGAACCCACGAGUGGCACUGAGGGACCAGAAUGUUCUGCCAAUGGUCCUGCAAGUCCAGCUUUAAAUCGAAGUGCAUAGGAAAAGACAGACAUUGGGCACUCGAGACUUCAUAUUCAUUAUUGUUUCUAUUUUUCUGGAAGUAAGAGAGGAGUAUGGGUGUACAGCAGAGUAAUAGAAUGCAUUGCACUAAUGUUUGGGGGGAGCUUCUGUUUUUAGUACCAUGGAAAAGUAUUUAAGAUAGUUUUGCUGAAACUGUACAGUAGUAUGCUUGUUUUAAAAUUUUACCUAUCAUUCAGCAAAAACAGCUUCUUUUUAGACUUUGCAUGUGUAUCUGUGCAUGGAAGAGAGAGAGAGAAAAAAUGCUUUUAAGUGACUCAAAACGCUCUUGGAAAACUUUGCCUUUUUGUUUUCCUGAAGGAAAAAAAUUCACAAAAUUUACAUUGGAAGUAGAAAGAUCUAUUUUUAAAAUCAUAAAAUGUGUGUGGGCUCUGUGUAAGAAUAAAAUCAUGUAUAUUUCUAGAAUGACCUCAAGAUGUCCUCAUAGCUCUAUACAUACAUCUUAUAAUUUACUAUUUUACAGCUUAGAAAAGUAGUAUGUGUGUGCAUAGUUACUAAAAGGAAGUUAACUAAAUUAACAUUUGGAAACCUUGUAUUCCAUGUGUUAGCAUUUAGUCCAAUAUAUUUUCAUGCAUAUUUAAAAAAAAUCUAAUUAAAAUUUUUCAAGUGAGCCUAUCUUGUUCUCUUCACAUGGUGUUUACAACUUUGCAAAAUAGAUUAUUCCCUGUAUAAUAUGAGAUAUCCAUUGCCUGAUACCUUUUGCCAAAAAUUGUUUGUUACAAUUGAACUUAAAUAAGUAUCUUUAAAAUAAACCAAUAAUAUACAAAUAUAUAUGAAUAAAUAGAAUCAUGCAAAUUUAUUUGUUCUAAAUAUUUACAUUUAAAACAUAAUAUAUCUAUGGAAUUUGACAUUGAUAUGGGAGAUAUAAUACUGCCUUUGCAUAUUUCCCAUGUUAAAUUCUGUCCUAGACUUUCAGUGAAGUGCAUUUAUUGUGAUUUCUCAAAUAUUUACAUUGCUUUUACCAGUAAUUGAUACCAAUGUAUCACAAUAUAGUUCAAUUAUUAUAUUUUAUUGUAAAUAAUAUAUUAAAUGUGUUACAUGUUUAUAUGCAUAAAAUGCAAGCACAUAUUAAAAUAUAGUUUUAAUGCAAUUUAGUAACAUUUGUAGAGCUCUUUUAUAAGGUACCAAUUGUUUUCAAAGAUCCAUGGUUUAAUAAUUGUUUAUGAUAUAGAAGAAACCAUAAGAAAUCUUAAGAAUGAUGGUAUUUUUCAAAGAAGUAAUAAAACAAGUCCUUUUGGUAAAUACUGCUUCAGUUUAUUAUAUUGGUCACAUAGUACCUCUAGGUUAGUUUUAUUUUCUAUAUUGUCAUUCUCCUGACUGAUUUUAAAUGUCUAGAACUAUGUUAUCUCUUCCUUUUCAUUCAGCACACUUUUAUUUUAAGCUCAUAUGCUUAUUAUAUUAAUGAAAUUAGCAAUUAAUCCUUGCAUUAUUGUAAAGUACCUUAUCCUUAUUUAACAGAGGAAAGUAAGUGAAUUUUAAAGUGAUGCAAGAAUUUCUGGUAUAUAUUAAAGUCACAUACCAUCUCUUUACUUAUUAGUGAGAAAGGGUGAUUGAAAAUCAUCAGUGAUAGGCAUUAGAGUGAAAUAAAGCUUGUUUCCAUUGCUUGCAUUUGUCAUUUAUUCUCUGUGCCUCAGUUUCUCCAAUAGCUACUUGAUCAGUUGGUGUUCACUGAACAGUGUAGGUAAAAUGUACCGCUCUCAUGCUCAGUAAACUAUUAUGAUAUGUUUCUGUUUUAUCUGUGAGCUGCUUCAAAAUCCAAACAGCAAAAAUUCUAAAUUGUAAACAUCUACAAAUAAAGUUUUUCUCCAGAGA